Eufriesea mexicana is the source of this 792-nucleotide messenger RNA. RefSeq lists its product as uncharacterized. The coding region runs from base 33 to 746 and encodes 237 amino acids. The transcript has 5 exons. Lineage: Eukaryota; Metazoa; Arthropoda; Insecta; Hymenoptera; Apidae. The record is from RefSeq and is a predicted model, not a curated record.
UGAAACGAAGGUUCAAGGGAAACAAGGGGAAGAUGAAGAUGCCAGCAGAGUCAUCGAUAUACUGGGACUCGGUCGGUUCCCAGCACUCCGCUUCCGUUGGCAGCUCUGGAGACGCUUGCAGCUCCGGAAGUGCCAGCAGACACUACGUCGAUCCGUGGGACCUCGAGAACUAUGCAUACCUGCGUCGUCAUAGCGUCGCUGGCCUGGCGCAACAGACGCCGCGACACCACCGACGCCCCGCCUACCGGCUGUCCCAGGAGACACGUGCACACUCUGAAUAUUGGUACACGUCGUCGGUGAAAGAGCCUGGCUACGACGCGCCUGCUUUCGUGGAAGAAUUGUAUUGUGGACCAGCCAGACCGACGAACAAUAGUUGCUACUAUCAUCAGCCAAUCUAUGAGGACGAGGUACCGGAUUACGUCGCCCCGUUUCCGGUCUACGCGCCUCUCUCUGAUGUGAGACACGGUGAGUUCAUGGAAGACCACAGGCGAUUUAGACACAGGUGCAAAUCAACGUCCAUGAGAGAGCUUCAUAGGUCUAACGUCGACACUAGCCUUCCACCAAUGGAUUCUAUAGAAUUAGAUGUUCCGGAUUAUCAUACACAGCAAGAUUAUCCAUCAAUGGAGCAAGAGAAGUACAUGGUGCAAAUUGUUCCACCACCUCAACUCGAUCUUAACACGUAUGGACAUUUAAAAAUCGAUUACACGAACAGCUGGAACUCAUUGAAUCGAAAGAUCAGUAAAUAAUCGCCGAUCAUUUUUACCUCGACGAAGAAGACAUCGAGCAUUUCUU